GCUAAUCUUAGUUCACAGUGGUAAUGAUGAAACUUUAUUAGUUAUGUAAAAUAUACUUUUGGUUUUAUUAUAGAAAAUAACAAAUAUGCUAAAAUGACAGAUAAAGAUUCCGAUCUAAGCAGUGGUGUUCUUAUAUCACCUACCCAGCAAAUGCUGUCAUCGUGUUCAGGGGCUGUUUUAACUUCUAUUUUUGUAACACCGCUAGAUGUAGUAAAAGUCCGACUACAAGCUCAACAGAAUCCUACAGCAAAAUGUUCAGUUUUCUUCAAUGGGUUGAUGGAUCAUAUUUGCGAACUGUGUGGAAAAAAUGGGCACACAGCAUAUUCACAUGGCUGGACUAACACAAAUCCAGCUCGUUAUUCUGGUACCUUGGAUGCAUUUAGACAAAUCUUUAGAAGUGAAGGUAUUGGUGCAUUUUGGAGUGGAUUAUCACCAACUUUAGUGAUGGCUGUGCCAGCUACUGUGAUAUAUUUUACCUGUUAUGAACAAUUAAAAGGUGUUUUAAGAUAUCGGCAAUCUGUCCUUGGUGAUUGGUGGAAACCAAUGAUGGCUGGGGUUUUAGCAAGAGUGUUUGCUGUUUCUGUGAUUAGUCCAUUAGAGCUAGUGCGUACCAAACACCAGUCCGAGAAAAUGACAUAUAGAGAAAUAUUCACAGCUUUAUUACAGAGAAGUAGACAACGUGGUGUGAUCUCAUUAUGGAUUGGACUCGGAUCUACUUUACUCAGAGAUGUGCCUUUUUCAGCGGUUUACUGGUUAUCAUAUGAAAGUGCCAAAUCAAAAGUUUUACGAACUAGAGGUUCAAGUGAAUUAAGGCCGUUUGAAUCCUUUGUAUCUGGAGCUGGUGCAGGCUCAAUAGCAGCUAUUAUAACUAAUCCAUUUGAUGUGAUAAAGACUCACCGACAAAUUCAGUUAGGGGAGAUUCCCUCAGAUAAGAAGGCUGGUAUAUCGACAUGGAGGUUAAUAAUACAACUAUGUCGUCAAAAUGGUUUCUCUUCGUUAUUUUCAGGUAUUGUUCCUAGGAUAUUUAAAGUGGCUCCAGCUUGUGCCAUUAUGAUUACAUCCUAUGAAUAUUUAAAAACUAAAUUUUAUGUUGCAAAUCAAAAGAAAAGUCUUCACAUUCAUUGA
This is a messenger RNA of Lottia gigantea (owl limpet), 1125 nucleotides long. RefSeq lists its product as hypothetical. The transcript has 9 exons. Bases 94 to 1125 code for a protein of 343 amino acids. NCBI's taxonomy places the organism in Eukaryota, Metazoa, Mollusca, Gastropoda, Lottiidae. Gene Ontology annotation, biological process: mitochondrial transmembrane transport. The record is from RefSeq and is a predicted model, not a curated record.